This is a messenger RNA of Chondrus crispus (carragheen), 2205 nucleotides long. RefSeq lists its product as hypothetical. The transcript has a single exon. Gene Ontology annotation, biological process: SCF-dependent proteasomal ubiquitin-dependent protein catabolic process. The record is from RefSeq and is a predicted model, not a curated record. Gene Ontology annotation, molecular function: cullin family protein binding. Lineage: Eukaryota; Rhodophyta; Florideophyceae; Gigartinales; Gigartinaceae. The coding region runs from base 1 to 2205 and encodes 734 amino acids. Gene Ontology annotation, cellular component: cytoplasm; nucleus.
AUGGCUAAAGCCGUCCACCUUGCGCGCAACCCUCCUUCCUCUACCCCACUCCGCCUCCCUCCCCCUACGCCCGACUCCCUCUCCGCCGACGUCACCCCUUCUUCCACCGCCCAGUCCGUCGCCCUGCGCGACAAUCCCUGCGCGCUUCCCCACGUCACCGCAGAGUCGUUUGAGGACAUCAUGCGCUACUGCUAUUUCCAUGCCUCAAAGAAGCUCGACAAGCGCGACAAGCGCGCCCCGCACGUCAGAGUCGAGCUCAAGCAGUGGGACGACGACUUUGUCCGCUCGGACCCGCCCCGUCUGUGCGAGCUCGCCUCCGCCGCGUACUACCUCGAAAUGCGCAAGCUCGUCGACCUCAUUUGCCGCGCCAUCGCCGCCAUCAUUUCGGGCAAGACCACGGACCAGAUCCGCAACACCUUCGACGUCGAGGACGAUCUCAUCCAGAGCCUCACGGGUAUGAUCCAGUUCGACAACUUCGUCUUUCCUCCGAACACCCGCGCCGCCCCGUCCCCGCGCCAGCGCAGACAGGGAAAGGCCGACCCCGCAGACAAGGCGCGCAAGCCGGCAAAGACUUUUUCGCUCUCCGCCGUCGACGACUUUACCAACCCCGACCACGAGGGGAGGACUGACGCCCCGCAACUGGGCACCCACUCCGUCGACGAAGUCGAGAAGUGGAUCAACGGGCCCGAUCCGGGGAAGGGCGGCGGCAAGCGACGGAAGAAGAAGAAGAAGCAUCGAGGCGCCGCUGCCCAGGCCGACCCGCAACCGCCAGAUCGCACACCCACGCCCCCACCAUCCUCCCCCCCGUCAUCCUCCCCCCCGUCAUCCUCCCCCCCGUCAUCCUCCCCCCCGUCAUCCUCCCCCCCGCUAUCCUCCUCCGCCUCCCAGUCCAUUCUCACGCCCAAUUCCCCGUCGGCAGCUUCCUUUGCCGACCCAUCGUACGAAUGUGGUUCGUCCUUGCCGUCGUCCGCGGAGGGGAACGUCGUUACGCGCGCGCAAGCCAAUGGCAUGGCAGACUCGCGUCCCGAGAGACAACUCACUAACGGGUUUCACGAGACCUCGCGAGUGGCGCCGGACGUACCGCCGUCGCCAGAGAUCAUUACGCUGUCGUCGUCGGAUGACGAUGUCGUCUUGGUCUCGGAGAAGGCCGACCCCAAGGAGGCACAUGUAGAGCAGAAGGCAACAUCGAGAGGUUCGCCACGGGAAGCGCCGAAACGCGACAAGACAGAGAGCACCGCGAAGACCGAGACGGACGCCACCGUCAAAAACGAAGAGAACGAAAAUCAAGAUGCCUCACGUGAUAUCCCCACCGCCAAAGGUGGUACGAAGGGAAACGCUGUGAAGGCAAAGGUCUCUGAAGACACGACGGGUGCGAGAAUUAAGAACAAGUCGCUAGGGGUUGGCAUUAUGGAUGGCCCGGAGUCCUCUGAUGUAGCAGCAAAUGGUAAUACUUCGUCUACAAGCCAACUGCUUAUCAAUGUACAGCAUGACGCGCCUCAACCUGCACAUAUCAAAGCACGCAAGGGGUCGAGCGUAGACAAGGAAGAUGCGAUUUCGGACAAGACACCUCAUAGUCUCAGCGCUGCACACAUGUCUCCUAACGGCACACAGGCCGCUCAAGACGAGAAAGAAGAAGCAAGCAUCGUUCUAGUUGGUGAAUCGGGAAGUACUCCACGGGCACCGUCCCCGAAGCCGAAAUCGCGUGUGAAGGAGAGUAGGGCCCACGCGGAGGAUAUUCUCCCUUCGUUUAUUCGAUGUCCCGACGAUAUGGACAAGGAAGUAGAGGACUUUGCGAAUCGACUCAACGGGGGUGACACGCCAGGCGGGCUUGACGUAAUAUUGACAGGCGGGUUAGACUCUCGACAGCGGGGAAGGGACGCUGGGGCGGCGGGGCAGCAAGGAGAUUGCAGGGGACCAAAAUCUCGGCAAAGAGUCACUGCGACGAGCAGGCAACGCAAAGGGCGUGGUGGUUCUAGUGCAAACGACGCAGCAGGGUUGCGAAUUAUGGCUAACCAGCUGGAACAGGCGAGGCUGGAAGCACAGCUGCUUGAGCGCAAGCGGCACUUUGAGGAGCGGGCGACAGCGGUCGAGAAGCAAAUUGCGGCGUUAUUAUCCGAGCGAGAAAAAGUACGCGACGAGCUUUCACUAGUGAAGAUUCGACUUAUGCAAAUGGAAGGGGAUCGAAACCCAAGACAAUCGAAAUGA